This is a messenger RNA of Bombina bombina (fire-bellied toad), 2042 nucleotides long. It is a transcript of the gene BPI, whose product is annotated as bactericidal permeability increasing protein. Gene Ontology annotation, molecular function: lipid binding. The record is from RefSeq and is a predicted model, not a curated record. Bases 369 to 1706 code for a protein of 445 amino acids. The transcript is spliced from 17 exons. NCBI's taxonomy places the organism in Eukaryota, Metazoa, Chordata, Amphibia, Anura, Bombinatoridae.
UUAUUUCAUAUGGGGUCCAUCAGCUGGAUAUUAGCACCCCUCAUGUGAAAAUGCAAUCCACUGAACUUUAACAAUUGAGGAUGCUAAUUAUGGUUGUGUUUAGACUGUAGUGGACAAAGAUUUGUGAGGAGUCAACUCAAUCCGGACCCAGGCAGCACAAUGUCUUAAUCCAGCACUGUCUCAGAAGGGUGACAGCCAGACCCAACAGUUUCUGUUCAGUGAACCACCAGAAGCCCUGUAAACAGCCCUGUGAACCACCAGAAGCCCUGUAAACAGCCCUGUGAACCUCCAGAAGCCCUGUAAACAGUGCUGGAGAAACAGACCACACACAGUGGAAACUAACACAUAUAAUAGCUCGCCAGGAAGGGAUGAGCGUCCUGCAGAAGGAGCUUUCUAAAAUUCAUAUCCCUGAUUUCUCCGGUUCAACUCACACACAUAUUGGGAAAGUGAAGUACAGUUUCAGCAGCAUGAAUAUACGCAGCUUUCAGCUGCCCAACUCCCAAAUCAACCUGGUCCCAAAUGUUGGCCUAAAGCUGAGCAUCUCUGGAGCCUUCAUUGAGGUGGACGGGCAGUGGAGAGUUCGCUAUAAGUUGAUGCUCUACGCCACUGACAAUAUGCUGCCUUCUUCUAGUAUAUCAGACCAUGGACACUUUGAUUUGAAGGUGGAAGGAAUCAGUAUUUCUGUAGGUAUGAAGCUGGGAAGCGAUGGACAAGGCAGACCCACAAUUAGUCCCUCUGACUGCAGUAGUUACAUCUCAAAUGUUGAUGUGCACAUUUCUGGAAAGUUCAGCUGGCUGGUUGACAUCUUUCAUCAUCAGAUUGAUUCAGCAUUUAGAAAAGCUAUAGAAGAUCAGAUUUGUCCAUUAGUUUCACAAUCAAUUAGCAGUAAGCUGGGGCCUCUUCUUCAGACCCUGCCAGUUACAGCAAAAAUUGACCAUGUAGCAGCUAUUGAUUACUCACUUAUAGGUCCUCCAUCUGUGACUGCUGAAGUUCUUGAUGCACAACUUAAGGGGGAAUUUUUCUACCUCUCUCACCGUUCUACACCACCAUUCCCAGCUCUGCCUAUGUCCUUUCCAGUGGAUCAUGAUCUUAUGGUAUACUUUGCUGCUGGUAGUUACUUGUUCAACACAGCCGGCUUUGUCUAUCAUUCGGCAGGGGCUCUUGUCUUCAAUGUCACGGAUGACAUGAUCCCAAAAAACUUUAGUGUCCGACUAAACACUUCAUCCUUUGGCACACUGAUACCUCAGAUAUCAAAAAUGUACCCCAAUAUGCUCAUGAAGCUGAAGAUUGAGUCUGCAUCUGCUCCAUUUUUGAACAUAAAACCAGGAAAUCUGACCAUCUCACCAGUAAUGGAUAUUCAAGCCUAUGCUAUUCUUCCCAACUCAUCUUUAGCUCCUCUUUUUCUUCUGAAUGUGACAACAAAUGCCUUGGUCAAGAUUGCAGUAAAUUCAGGCAGAAUUGUGGGUAACUUAGAACUCAGCAGGGUUGAAAUGGUUCUCAAACACUCAGACGUGGGUCCUUUCUCUGUGACAGUAUUAAAUUUGGCAGUAAACUAUUAUAUCUCAAAUGUCCUGCUCCCACAAGUAAAUGAAAUUCUGAAGAAAGGGUACCCACUGCCACUGCUGGAUCAUGUGCAGCUCACAGAUGUUGUCCUACAACCAUAUGAGAACUUUAUCCUGUUCGGUGCUAAUGUCCACAAUGGAUAAACUUUGGAUCAGUAAAAUAUUUAAUGAAUAAAGAACGGAACAGAAAUUAUUUUCACAUGCAAGAACACAAAACUUUAGCUUGUUUUCAUGAAAUGUUUUUUUUGUCAAACUAAAUGUAAAAAUUUACAGUGCUGGUAGUCAGCACAAAGAGUUCAUUGUAUAUCCUGCACUUAAAUGUACACUGUUUUGUUAAAUUUGUUUUGUCUUAAUGUGUUCCCAAUUACUUGCUAUACCAGCUGCAGAAUAUUAAAUGUAUGGGAAUCUUCUGUUUAUUUUUGUAUUUGAAAUAGCUGGUUUUGCUCAUUUUGUGUUAAAUAAACCCACUUUUUCCUGUUA